AUGAAGUUCACCACGUCCACUUUCCUCACCACCGCCGCUCUCGUGACAGCACGAGUAUGUGCAACUUCUCCUUCUCCAGACACUGUCUACCAGAUCCGUCUCUCCAGCAGUAACAGCGCCAUCAACGAUGCCGUCGUCACUGUGAAAACUGAAUCGCCUGUCAACACCUCCCCGAACGCCCUAGGCAUCUUUUCGACUGGCGAGCCUCGCAACCCCUACACUUUCAAGUUCCUUAGCUCGUCUCUAGGCAAAUUUCUCUACGAGCUCCAAGGCACUAUCCGCCAGACUCACCUCGUCCUCACCGGUAAGGAAAUCGCUCUUGGUCUCUACGAUAACCCCAUUGGCGCAGAUCCUAAGCCCGCUGAGGAUGAGAUGACUGUAGCAGACAAAUGGUGGAUUCUGGAGAAGGAAGGGAAGAUGACGCUCAUGGUAGCUGCAAGAUAUACGAGAGAUAAUAGCAGUCUCAACCGCCUCGAAGACUACGUGAAAGGUUGUGAAGGUGGUAUCACCCUGUACGUCGAAGAGGCGAAGUCAUCACCUACAGCCAGCGGGUAUCUCACUGGCGUAACUGCUCCCGCGGCGACUCCUACGGGGUACACAACUGGCGUGUCGGCACCAAACUUAACUGCCGCUGGUGGUGCAAAGCCGACUUCGCCCACUUACGAAGCCUCUGCGGCUAGAGUGGCGUUUGGUACAUUGGUGGGACUGGUUGGAUUUGCUUUGGCCGAUGUCUUGUAA
This is a messenger RNA of Didymosphaeria variabile, 738 nucleotides long. RefSeq lists its product as uncharacterized. The record is from RefSeq and is a predicted model, not a curated record. NCBI's taxonomy places the organism in Eukaryota, Fungi, Ascomycota, Dothideomycetes, Pleosporales, Didymosphaeriaceae. The transcript is spliced from 2 exons. Bases 1 to 738 code for a protein of 245 amino acids.